CCGUCCUGCCCCACCUUCGGGGGCGGGGAUGAUGGCGCUGCCGCCGCCGCCGCCGGGUCCCUUCCGAGUGGUCCACCAGCAGGACGGGCAGCGGCUCCUGUGCUUCUGCAGCGGCAGCAACGCUCUCCGGCUCCACGUCACAAACGCUUCUGAGUGCUGGAGCUGUGAUGUCGCUUCCGACAAUCGGGACGACCACGUGUCUCAGGAUGGGCAGAGUCCUUCUGAUGACAGCGUUUCUAAACUCAAAAAAGCUUUGGAGAGCCAGAAUCCGACCGUAACUGUGCAGGCCAGCAAGGCCACCCUGCAGUUUGAAGAUAGCGGGCAAGGCUUGACCUUUGACCUCUGCAAAGUACCUCCGUCGGAAGCGAGGAGACAACUUCAGGAUGUGAUGUUCGGUCUGGUGGAGAGAGUGCGUACGCUGGAGAAACGCCUGAAAGAGUGUGCUGCUGUUCCUUUGCCGCUUGGCAGCCCCGAGAAAAACGCCUUGAGAAGCCAGAGUCUCUUUGCUCCAGAACCGAGUCCCCCGAAGGGCAGUGGUAGAGCUGGACAAGCUGGAGCCAAGAGACGGCUACCCGGGGAGUCUCUCAUUAACCCUGGAUUCAAAAGUAAGAAGAUACCAACAGGAGUCGAUUUUGAUGAUCUGUGAACACGCCCUUUUCCUGCCAAGAUGAAUUGCAAAGUGACUUCAUCCAUGCUCUAGCGAGAGAUCUUGAAGUGUGUGUUAUAUUACUACCAACUUUAAACACAGGUGGAUUUUUACAGGCUGUGGCGUGUCUUGCAUUCAAGCUCAGCAAGAGAAGAGACCUCCACCCUCGCAUUUCUGGAGCUGGGCAAGUGGAGAAAGCCAGAAGGCGGGUUUCCUCUGCUAGGAAAGGGGAGCUUCCAGUCUCCUUGCCUGCUUCGGACCAACAACAAUCCAUUUGAGAGGCAGAGAGAACAGCUGGGUGGGAGGAAUAUCAUUUCCAGACAUGAUUGCCAUGCCAAAGGAAAGGAGCAUUUCUUCGCCAGCUGCCGUUCGGUCUUUUCACUCCUAGUGCAAUUGGUUAUGGAUUGGUUCUAUGCUGGAAUUGGCAGUGUGGGACGUAAUGUCGACAUUUGACUGGGGUUUUUUUUAUUGGGCUUAAGACAGCUCUGUAGUAACAGUGUAAAAUUGAGUUGUAUUGUAAAUUUACUUGGGAAUACCAUCUCCAACGAACUCAACAGGAGUUUCCUUCAGAGUAAACUUGCAUUAUAGGCA
Hemicordylus capensis (graceful crag lizard) is the source of this 1237-nucleotide messenger RNA. It is a transcript of the gene PAXX, whose product is annotated as PAXX non-homologous end joining factor. The transcript has 7 exons. The record is from RefSeq and is a predicted model, not a curated record. Gene Ontology annotation, biological process: double-strand break repair via nonhomologous end joining. NCBI's taxonomy places the organism in Eukaryota, Metazoa, Chordata, Lepidosauria, Squamata, Cordylidae. The coding region runs from base 29 to 646 and encodes 205 amino acids. Gene Ontology annotation, cellular component: nucleus; site of double-strand break; nonhomologous end joining complex. Gene Ontology annotation, molecular function: molecular adaptor activity.